CGAGGCAGCGAUGCAAAAUCAACAUUUUUCCGCGAUUCACCGCCAUACGGUAUUCGCCAACUAUCCCGGAGCUACAUUUACCUAAAACUAAAACGUCAACAGUCGAUGUGUACACAUUGGGAAUCUGUGAUGCAAAGCGAGACUAUAACUGAUUGAAGGUUGAGGCUCUAACCAAUAGUGUGCCCUAUACGAAAUAAGUUAUAAAAAUCCGUAUAUAUCUGUUAACAUAGGGCUUUACAGCUGAUCUUUUCGUAGAUACAGGAGUUGUAUCACUUGUCACCGUGUUGUUAAAUUGGGUGGCAGAUCAGCAACAGCUAUGGAUUAUAAAGAAGAACAGGCCCAGGAGUUAGAAGCCUUGCAGUCUAUCUACCCCAAUGAGCUUACAGUCAUCGAAAAGGAACCUCGCCUCAUUCUCGAGAUAGAAGUGUGCGUGGAGGACGACGACAACAGAGAAAAGACAUCAGAAUGCCUAAUACGAUUCACUCUUCCCAAGGAAUAUCCAGAAGAAAUCCCAGAGAUCGAAACCGAUAGUGAGGUUCUACUUGAAGGACUGCAGGACGAAGCAAAGACGUGGGUUGGUAGCGUUAUGAUAUUCAUGCUAGUGAACUUUGCUCAGGACCAUCUUCGUAAAGAAAUGGAAGAAGAAAAACUAAAAAUGAAGCGCCUUAAAGAAAUUGAGGAAGAGGAACUAAAGAAGAAACUUGAAGGCACUAAGGUGACCGUUGAAUCCUUUACACGGUGGAAAGAGCAGUUUGAUGCAGAACUUGCUGCGCUUAACUUAAGGGAUGAUCUAACAAAAGGUCGUUUGACAGGAAAGCAGAUGUUCCUAAGGGAUAAGGCACUAGCCGAGAGUGACCUCAAGUUUGAAGGUUUUGGGGAAGAUGUGGAUGUCGAUGAAUCGCUGUUUCAGGAAGAUGAGCUGGCUGACCUUGAUGCAUAACUUAUCUCUGCAUCAUCGUAUACAUUUAGGCGAUAAAGAAUGUAUAGGCCUAGUUUUUCACAAGCCCAUAUGUAUAUCCAUGUUACGUUUUAGGUGGAAAGUGGGUUAUUGUUAGGGGGUUACACUAAUUGUAUUUUGAUACGUUUGAGGUUGACUGUGAAAAUAAAUGAAUGGUUGAAAUUAAAGCUAGUUAGUUAUGUUGUGCAGUUUCUAAAUGAGCAGUGCAUAAGUGCGGUGAUCAAUGCAACAAACAUCUAGAAUUAAAGCGUGAUAAAAUAAUGUACUUAUAGUGGUACUACCGUUUACGCGAGUUAUAGUCUAGUAGCAUACAAUAAAUACUAUUUGUUAAAUUUUAGGUAAAAUUAAAUCCAAUGCGUUCGAAGUAUGUCGAGAUUUCAGUUGAAUCUCUAGAAUAGGAAGGAAAACUGAAUUUUUACCAGACUUUACGAACGAAAACUGAAUUUUUACCAGACUUUAGGAACCAAAACUGAAUUUUCACUAGACUUCCGAUUAAUUAUUUUUAUCCUGUUAAAGGCAAGUAAUUUAUAGAACCCUAGCAACAAGGCACCUAAGUUAUAAAAUUGAUAGUUAACAUUAUAUUUGAAUAUAAGGAAAGAGCUGACUACUAAAUUUGUUUUCGCUAAACUCGCUUCGAAGUGUUAAAAAUGAGCGUUGGUAUGACGAACGCGCAUAAGGAAUAAAAUAAACAAGAAGUGCGAGCUUUA
Molecule: messenger RNA, 1665 nt
Organism: Varroa destructor (honeybee mite)
Lineage: Eukaryota; Metazoa; Arthropoda; Arachnida; Mesostigmata; Varroidae
Product: RWD domain-containing protein 1
Molecular function (GO): protein binding
Source: RefSeq, a predicted model, not a curated record